CCCAUACCUGGCUCCUCCAACCCCAUGCCUGACUCCUCCACCCCCCUGCCUGGCUCCUCCACCCCCAUACCUGGCUCCUCCACCCCCAUGCCUGACUCCUCCACCCCCAUACCUGGCUCCUCCACCCCCAUACCUGGCUCCUCCACCCCCAUACCUGGCUCCUCCACCCCCAUACCUGGCUCCUCCACCCCCAUGCCUGACUCCUCCACCCCCAUACCUGGCUCCUCCACCCCCAUGCCUGGCUCCUCCACCCCCAUACCUGGCUCCUCCACCCCCAUGCCUGACUCCUCCACCCCCAUACCUGGCUCCUCCACCCCCAUGCCUGGCUCCUCCACCCCCAUGCCUGGCUCCUCCACCCCCAGUGCACGGGAGCUGCGUGUGAAGACCAGCAGGGUUUCUGCCAGCCUGAACACCAGCCAUGUCCCUGGAGGUGGGCAGAGUGAUCAGAGGCCUGUGCAGGCUGCUCCUCCAGCACCCAGGGACUGCUCUGAUCAUAUGAUCAGUGGAGCGCAGAACAACGGCGUCUACCAAGUGACCCCUGACCCCCGAAACAAAAGCUUCUCAGUGUUCUGUGACAUGACAUCACACCGUGGUGGCUGGACGGUCCUGCAGCGGCGCCAUAGCGGUAGAGUGAGCUUCAACCGCAGCUGGGAAGAGUACCGGAGAGGAUUCGGGGGGCUGGCGGGAGGGGAUUUCUGGCUGGGCAAUGACCACAUCCACCUGCUUACCCGGUCCAGGAACAUGGUGCUCCGGGUGGAUCUGGAGGACCUCAUGGGGGCUCGGGGGUAUGCGGAGUACAGCCUGUUCCGGGUGGCCAGCGAGAGGAUGCGUUACCGCCUGUCUGUGGGAGGGUACUCAGGCACGGCAGGGGACGCGCUACGCUUCAGCAAGAACUACAACCACAACAACCAGGCCUUCACCACCCCAGAUCGUGACCACGACCGCUACCCCUCUGGGAACUGCGGGGCGUACUAUGGCUCCGGCUGGUGGUUUGAUGCUUGCAUGGGUUCCAACCUCAAUGGGAAGUAUUACGUGGGCCGGUAUAAAGGAGUGAGGAACGGAAUCUACUGGGGCACAUGGCCAAACAUAUCAGCAGAGUUUUACCCCACAAACUACAGACUGGUUUUCAAGUCGGUUCGCAUGAUGAUCAGGCCCAGAGGCUUUGCACCGUAAGCAGCGCAGCGAAGGGACGCCAUCUGGGCAUGCUUGAAUGCAAGGAGGAAGGACUCUUUCUAGGCAAAUGUGAUUUUAACCAAUAACCUUAAAUCAAAUAUUACCGUAACUUUAUCCCUAACCUAUUGGUGAAGCACAAACAACCGGGCCCCCACGGUUAGUGUAAUGCUACCACCUAGUGUUAAUAAUUCAUACUGCUAUUUCAAGGGUUUAGCGUGAACUGUAAGGAUGUAGAUAUUUACAGACGUUUUUAAUCUUCUUAUAGUCUAUUUGUUUACUACUGGUAAGAAAUGUGGAAACAUGAUUUAUGUGAUUUAUGAGCUGUGACGGAAAGAGAAAGUACUCUAUUUCGAAGUGUUUUUGCUCAUUGGGGUGUGUAAAGAAAAGGUCAUUGCUAUUGUACUGGAAUGAUUGUUUGAUAGUCAAUUGAUAUAUUACCGUUGAAUGUUUUAUACUCUCUGUUGAAAUACAAUUAAAUUGU
Molecule: messenger RNA, 1654 nt
Organism: Osmerus eperlanus (European smelt)
Lineage: Eukaryota; Metazoa; Chordata; Actinopteri; Osmeriformes; Osmeridae
Product: fibroleukin-like
Exons: 2
Coding region: 25-1173 (382 amino acids)
Source: RefSeq, a predicted model, not a curated record